Lingula anatina is the source of this 2587-nucleotide messenger RNA. RefSeq lists its product as uncharacterized. Gene Ontology annotation, molecular function: protease binding; death domain binding. Lineage: Eukaryota; Metazoa; Brachiopoda; Lingulata; Lingulida; Lingulidae. Gene Ontology annotation, biological process: regulation of apoptotic process. The record is from RefSeq and is a predicted model, not a curated record.
GCGAAUGUGAUCCUUGUAUAUAUGCAUAUCAGUCUCCACAAUACCGGAUAUUGGAGGAAACCAGUCGCACGAAGGCAAGUUUACAGUGUGCAUGCUUGUAAAUGGUGUGAAGGUCAGUAGAACUUUUCGGAAUUAUACUGCCUUAUCUGUUGAGUCCUUAUGGAACUUGACCAAAAAGAAAGUCUGCGGCGCCAUCGCGUGGCAAUAACUGAUGAUUUGGAGCCAAAAGAGGUGUUGGACUACUUAAAUCAAGAUGGCGUCCUCACAGAUAACGACUGCGAGCUUGUGUCCACGGGUAAGACAAGAAAGGUGCGCUGUCAGCUGCUGCUGUCUCUCCUUCCUCGCCGAGGACCCAGUGCAUACGGGGCCUUCACUCGCGCCCUUGGUGACGCUCGAUACGAACACAUUCAACAGCUGCUCAUGCCUGCAGACGACAGCGGAGAAAUUGGUUCUGGAACUGAGGCAUUUUCGACGGAGAUAAAAGAACUCGUUGAGACAUGCUCAACUGAAAGAAAAGAAUUCGAAGAUGCAUGUUCGACAAGGAAAAAAGAAAUUUCUGAUUCAGGUGACGAAACGUUACGUAAGAAUGUCUUAACCAAUGCAAUGAGUGAUGAAUCUCAACCGAAACGACUAGCAUCCACGACCGAAAACGCGAGAAACGAUGCAGAACACAACCCUUGUACUAAGUGCCGAAAUCUUCUCAUCGGUGUAUCAGGUAAUAAACAAUUAUCCAGUCUUUUACACCGACAUUGCUGUCUCUUUUUCGAUAACGUUGAGCCGAUAGAUUUGAUUGAUCAUCAUUUCCAAGAAGGCGUUUUGAGCGAUGAUGAAUGCGAGCGCGUGCGGGCAGGAGCAACGCGAAAGGACAGAUGUGAGACUCUGUUCAAGGAGUUGGCAAAGCGCCCAGCAGCCAACGGGGUUCUUUCAACGUUAAAAAAAUCUCUGGAGAAAAAGUACAACUUUAUCCUUGAUCGCAUUGAUGACGACAUCCACGGCCAACUGACAGAAGUUCCUGGCGAUUUAUCACCAUCAAGAAAACAAGAGGUACGCCAGAAGCGACAUGAAAACGUAUUCCACGACGAUAAUUCACUCACUACCGUUGACGGUGCCAAAGUGUAUGUUGAAAAAUCGGCCAGCAAAUCUUGUCAGAAACAAGAAUCUCCGCAUCCAAAGAAGAUACCUAAGUGCCAGAAUCGAGUUGCCACACCAAAAGUAAGUUCUGAUACGGACUCCGACGGUUAUCUUCAGAUUGCGACAAGAAAACGGCAGCAGCGAAGGCGAAAAACACGCCAACGUGAUGAACAACAUGGCGACGUGGUUGUCAUUCACCAUUCACCCAAAACACUAUUUACGACAAAGCCAAGCUCGACGUUCACUGAAUCUGCCGCUUGCAAACGCUUGUCAGUGGCCUUCAAUUACCUCAGCACUCUCAUCAACCAGGGCUGUUAUGAGGAAUUCGAGUCAGUUUCUGCCAACCUCCAGAACCAGUAUGUCCACGAGCCCGACAUGACUUGUCUGCUAUCGUAUCUCCACGCAAGUAGGGACCUGUUUAAAAACGACUUUGAUGCAGCAAAGCGUCACAUUGACCUCGCGUUUGAGACCGUCCCUAAGACCUCGGACCCAAAGUACUUCACGGUGGAGCUCUUUACCGCAAAGACGCGCAUGUACGUCACCCAGAAGAGACUCGAAAAGCUCGAGAAUGCCCUGGAUGACGUCAAGCAAAUCAUCGAGACUGAUCCAACCGGAUGCACCGGCCGAGCCGCCGGAUGGCUAUACAUGAACGACGGUCGGAGCAAAACCUCGCAAAUGACCACGCUGAACCCUUACAACCGAAACUACUUGACCAACUACAGCCAGCUCCACGCCAUGGCCAAGGAAAGCUUUCAGCGUGCCCUUGAAAACUUCCAGCGGGACGGGGGCAAGGAUGGGCCGCUUGGAAGCGGCUACGCGAUAUGCCGGCUCUGCAUCCUGCUCCUCAAAUGCGGGGACAACGGUUUGACAAUGAACACUCUCCACCCUUCCGAGGACGACGUUAAAACCGCAGGUGGUUAUAUUCGCCAAUUAGAGGACUCCUCUAUUCCAAUUCCCAAAAUUCUCGAGGUUCACUUACUUCUUGGGAAGUGCGACUAUCAAUUCAGAAGAGGAAACAUCGUGAGAGCCCUAGAGCACGCAGAGGCUGCUCUGAGCCUCGCCACGCAACUAAACAUGCUAGAGUUUACAGAGCAUGCGCGGAAUAGAGUCGUGUUUUUGAAAACGGAGACCCCGUUGCAGUUAAAAGAAGUGACGGAUGAGAAAGAUCUGGCAGUUCUGUUUGAGAAAAACUCGGAAACAGCAGAAGAAACUGAUGGAAUUACAUCGGCUUAAAUGCUACGUUGUUGCUAAUUAAAAGAGACCAUCGAGAGUCUCACUAAAAAUAACCUUAAAAAGUUAAAAUUUAAAAGGCUAUAGGAAUUCAGCAGUGGGACAGAAUAAUGUAUAGGCCUACAUACGCGAAGUAGAGGGUAAAUGGAAUGCCAACAGCAGUGACUGAUUAAUAUUUUUCUUCGGAAUACGAGUUGGCCUCAUUAUAAAUUUUAACAUAUUAUCA